UUCCUUUUUGUAGGAUUUUCCUCUCAAAGGCAUUGGUGUUCCCGUAGCAGUCGGCCCACAUUCUGCCACGCAUCUGUAGAAACGUGCCAAGCUCUUCGGUGACCUGGCCAAUCCUCUGAGACUGCCGUGCUUUCUGCUCCAUCACCAUGGGGCCAGGGCAGGCGGAGAACUUAAACGUCACUGCUCCCCUUCACAGUCGCCUCCCCGAUCUCGUCCCCAACCCCUUUCCGUGCAGAGUUCGUGCCUGGGCGAGCGGGGCAGGUCUUUCUGAGGGACUCACCCUCCCCGUCUCCCCCCACCCUCAGGAGAACCCCUGGGGAACCUUCCUCGGAACGUGGCAGAUGCCUCGCCGCAUCCCGCAGCCCCGGCCCAACCUGACGGCCCGGAACAGCGCCGGCGCGGCCCGGCUCAUCAGCCAGGUGGAGUCCUCUCCGCUGUACAAAGCCAGCAACGGAUUCGGACUGCAGGCGGCCUUCCCGCACUGUGUGGAGCAGGUCCCGGAGGAGACAUUCGAGGAACAUUGCGCCCGGACCCAGGACACCCCCGCCCUCCCCUCCCGGCUCAGUGACCAGGAGGAAGGGACGGGCGACCCCACGCCCACAGGGACCCCUCCCGCCCAGGUCCUCCCCUCUCCCCCCGGGACACGGGGCAUUGGGAGGGUCGCGACCCCUGGUGCCACCGGACGGGCGUUGGCCAGCCCAGAGGCCCCCCAGGGGAGCCCUGACCCUGCCCUCCAGUGCCGGAGCCCUCUGAUUGGAUGACCCAGCAGAGGUCAGGGUGGGGUCGCGGGGGGGGAACUUGGCGAACUGUGGGGAAACCUUUAACCAAAUAAAAUUGUCG
Molecule: messenger RNA, 840 nt
Organism: Hypanus sabinus (Atlantic stingray)
Lineage: Eukaryota; Metazoa; Chordata; Chondrichthyes; Myliobatiformes; Dasyatidae
Product: protein Flattop-like
Exons: 2
Coding region: 147-761 (204 amino acids)
Biological process (GO): cilium organization
Cellular component (GO): ciliary basal body
Source: RefSeq, a predicted model, not a curated record